AUGCAGCUCAACACCAUACAACUGGACAAUUCAAUACCAGACAGAACAGUACAAUACAAGGCAAUACAAAUCAAUGCCAAGCACAGCAGCGUUCAAAACAGCGAUGACGCAUCAUCUUGCCAACGUGAGACAGCCAUCAAGUUUGCCGACCAAAACGAGGACGGCCCUUUCGACCUCAUCCUACACACUGGAAGAAUAACAUUGGGAGACUGCUGUAAAAGUUUCUCCGAGGUCAUGACCCUUGCUAGGCCCGAAGAACUCAAAAUUGCUUGUCGGCGCAAUCCGCUUUUGUUGGUUUCUAUUUGA
This is a messenger RNA of Helobdella robusta, 306 nucleotides long. RefSeq lists its product as hypothetical. Bases 1 to 306 code for a protein of 101 amino acids. The transcript has 2 exons. NCBI's taxonomy places the organism in Eukaryota, Metazoa, Annelida, Clitellata, Rhynchobdellida, Glossiphoniidae. The record is from RefSeq and is a predicted model, not a curated record.